AGUGCGCGCCUCCCUCUGCCGCACUUUCACUCUCGGUCCACCUCGGUGUCUUCCUGCUGUCCAGCCCUGCAGCCUCUGGCGCGCCUUCCCGCCCACGCCAUGGAUGCCAAGGUCGUCGCCGUGCUGGCCCUGGUGCUGGCCGCGCUCUGCAUCAGUGACGGGAAGCCUGUCAGCCUGAGCUACAGAUGCCCGUGCCGAUUCUUCGAGAGCCAUGUCUCCAGAUCCAAUGUCAAACAUCUGAAAAUCCUCAACACUCCAAACUGUGCCCUUCAGAUUGUUGCAAGGCUGAAGAGCAACAACAGACAAGUGUGCAUUGACCCGAAACUAAAGUGGAUUCAGGAGUACCUGGACAAAGCUUUAAACAAGAGGUUCAAGAUGUGAGAGGCGUGGGUCAGACGCCUGAGGAGCUUACAGAAGGAGCCUAGGUCUGAAGUCAGUGUUAGGGAAGGGCCCACAGCCACUUCCUCUGCUCCUGAGCAGGGCUGAAGCCAUUUCCGAGGGACUUGCUUUGCACGAUUUGCUGUAUUUUCACUAUUUGAUUAUGUAGCAAGAUACAUGGUGUUUAUUUCAUUUAGUCUGAUUAUCCAGUGUCAUUGGUGACAGGCCAAAGCCACUAUGUUAUUUCCUUUGUUAUCAUAUCUUUGCCAUGGAGGGCCUUCUCUGAAUAGGGGCUCCCCAGGUUUGUCUCUUGGAGCUGAGACAGGAGGUGCACCCUUUUUAUUAAUGAGAACUGGGUGCCCCGACCCCAAAGACUGCAGGGCUUUCCCAAGCUGAGGCAGGAGUGAGGCCAGGAAGAGUGAGAUCCGCCCUCAUCCCAUGCUCUCCUUCUUCAUUCCAUCACGCUCAUCACUCCCCCUCAUCCAUCAUCAUGUGUCUCCAAGACUGUCUCCGUGACCCUGACAAAGGACUCUUGCAAGGUGAACUCUUUUAUUCAAAUGAGACAGCAAGAAAGAAAGGAGAAUGUCUGGUGUUCCUCCGAAAACCCUGUGCACAUGUAUGUCUUGUUUGGAAUAUUGUCUGUUCGGCCCCCUGCUUUUGUUCAAAGUCCAUGUUGUCACCCAUGCCCAAUGUCUCGUUCGUGCACUGUCUCUAAUCCAAAUGCAAAGGCUGAGUACGAGGAGCUGGCCCUGAGGUCCAGGCUGUGGUCAUGGAGGUAAACAGCCUUGGUUUCCUCGCUGCUCGCAGCAUUACGUUGGACACACGAAGCCAAACAAAGCAAGGUGGUUUAGCACCAGCACUUAGCUCUGAGUACUGUUGAGUCUCAUAUUUUCAUAACUUUUCACCUUAAAACUGUGGUGGCAUCAAACACAACAUUUUAUUAAGGAGUAGCAGUGCUCAAUUCUUUUCCAUUAUUUUUUAAAUAAUCUCCCUCACCACUGUCCUGGUAGCCGCCGGGCACCCUUGCUGCCACAGAUAACACUGUGCCCCUUUCCUUGGGACAGCCUAACAGGUGGUGGUGGUGCUGCUGCGGCGGCUUGAGUGUGGCCCUGGAAGUGUUUUGUCCUCUGAAGUUUUUUGCAGUCAAGCUCAUUAAAGCAUAGUUCUUCAGAUGAAACAGAUGUGGGAAGAAGAGAAAGGGAAGGGGCGGGAGCUUCCUUGUCCAGUUGGCUGGACACCCAAGUAAGAUGGAGGAAGCAAAGAAUUAUCCAAAACAGGUGUGUGAGAGUAAAUAAUCUGUAGAAUUGUUACAUUAGCAAUGUCUGGGGGUGUAAGCCUUUCUGUAAAUAGUCCUUUAAAUUGACUUCACAGAAGAAGGAAAAUCCAUCCAGCUAGAUUUUGAUCAAACUGGAACAAAAACUAAAAUGCUUAAGCCGGUUAGGAUGUGGGCACGCGGCUAAGUGCAGCGAUGGACCCGCAUAGGGGUACGGAAUUGUUCUGAGCCCCCUUGAAAUGACCAUGCCGUGCCCCUGGACCAGAUAGCACACAACUACAAUGUUAGGGCAGCAGCCACUUUGCAUCUAACCCAGAGUUUUGAGGAUGCUGCUUAGAAGCAAGCACAGCCCUUCAUCUUCACUAUAGAGAUAGAUCCUUUCUAAAGGAUGAGGUGGGAACUGUAGGGAGACUUCUGUGUGUCUCGGUUCUUCUGUUUUGUCAGUUUCUGAAUGGAGACAGCCUGCCUAAAGCAAAUAUGCAUUUAAAUAGUACAUUUACAUAGGAAAAGUCUCUCUCCACCUUAAUCCCCCCCCAUCCCUUUGCUUUCAAAAAACAAGCCCAGCACAUCAGUGAUCUGCUGUUAACUGGGGACACCUAGCUGUCCCUGCUGGAACUCCUGCCCUCCAGGUCCCGUCUUCCCUUGGGCACUAAGUAACCUGCCAGGCAGCCCGCCCCUCUAUUACCAGCCUUUGCAUUUGGAUAGGGAAUGGGGGUUGGAGACUUAUAGUCUGCUUUGUGUUGAAGCCCAGAUUUGUGCCUUGUGUUGUUUAUACUGUGCUGCUGCUGGCUCCUAAGGACAAAGGGUCUCUAACAAGAAAGUGGGGCAGAGUCAUCUGGCUCUUUGUUCAGCUUUGAGAGAGGGUCACAAGAGCAAAAAGCUGCCUUCCUCCUUGGGACCUGGGCUGGGAUGGUAGGUCUCUCCAGUGGGUUCUGUUUACCUUCUCACAUGUGAUUUCCUUAUGCGUGGUGUUGCCAGGAGCCUCCUCCCAGGGGCCAGUCACCCUCUCCAGGUAAUGCACCCCUUUCCAGCUUGAUAAGAACCGGGGAGCUGUUCCCUUACACAGCUUCCGUGGUCCAUCUUAAGGUAAAUAAUCUCACUCCUCAAAAUGUUCCAUAGAAACCUCUAAAGUCCCCAGGAGACUCCGGCCGUUGCCAAGUUCACAGAACCAGCCCGCCAAGUGAUUGCCAACCUGGAUGGGCUUUCCGUGCCCGAGCAGCGAUGGGUUCCGUGUUGCAUGUGGUGAAUGCUGUGUUUUGUUUCAGUUGUGUCUCCCAGAUAAUGUGAAAAUGGCCCAGGAGAAGGCAGCUUCCUAUGUGCAGUGUGUGCUUUUUGUAUUCUCGUCUUUAAUAUAUGACAGUUAUUUGAGAAGCCAUUUCUACUUGGAAGUCAUAUCAGUGAAAGUGAUGUACCUUCACCUAUAAUUUCCCUAAUAAAGAUCUGUAUUUAAAUACUGCU
This is a messenger RNA of Myodes glareolus (Bank vole), 3109 nucleotides long. It is a transcript of the gene Cxcl12, whose product is annotated as C-X-C motif chemokine ligand 12. Gene Ontology annotation, biological process: immune response; chemotaxis; defense response. Gene Ontology annotation, cellular component: extracellular region. Lineage: Eukaryota; Metazoa; Chordata; Mammalia; Rodentia; Cricetidae. The record is from RefSeq and is a predicted model, not a curated record. Gene Ontology annotation, molecular function: chemokine activity.